Messenger RNA from Cololabis saira (Pacific saury), 2578 nucleotides. Its product is annotated as sodium-coupled neutral amino acid transporter 3-like. The transcript has 16 exons. The record is from RefSeq and is a predicted model, not a curated record. NCBI's taxonomy places the organism in Eukaryota, Metazoa, Chordata, Actinopteri, Beloniformes, Belonidae. Gene Ontology annotation, molecular function: glycine transmembrane transporter activity; L-glutamine transmembrane transporter activity. Gene Ontology annotation, biological process: L-glutamine transport; L-histidine transmembrane transport; serine transport. Bases 15 to 1865 code for a protein of 616 amino acids.
UAGGCCCAGUGUGUAUGAGCAGGCCAUACGAGCAUGUGAAUUCCCCACAGAGCCAUCCAUCAGCUGCAGACAGUCGCAGUAAGUUCGUUUCUGUUUUUCUUUUCUUGGAAAGGAAGAGGAGUGCCUCCACGCGUGACAUCACAAGAAACCUGAAACCGUUAUUUUCAGCAGCCCUCCCUCCCAACUGCCUGCUCCCACGUUUGCUCCCUCUCCCCAACCUUUCCCCGAGCUGCUCUAGUCUGUGCUUCUCAGCUGGGCUCCAAAAAAGCCCAACAAUUCAAGACAAGCCUGCCCAAACUGCACCUCUGAUCCCAGGAGGUGACCCAAACGGUGGCCCCGUGUGCUCCCGGGCUGACACCCCGACCCGCUUCUCGAGAAGUCACACAGCAAUACCACUUGGACUUGGUUACAAAGAAAAAGCCCAUCGACCUCCUGGAGCUGCCGUGAACAUGGAGCUGCAGAAACUGUCCAAUGGGACUCACCAUGAAGCUGCCAUGCCUGUGGAGACAGGAGUCUCUCCAGAGGAAGAAACCUUCCUUCCUCACAAAGACGAUGGUUCAAAGAGACCUCAGUUCACAGACUUUGAGGGAAAAACCUCCUUUGGGAUGUCUGUUUUCAACCUGAGCAACGCUAUCAUGGGCAGCGGCAUCCUGGGACUGUCGUACGCCAUGUCGAACACCGGCAUCGUCCUUUUCCUGAUCCUGCUCACAUGCAUUGCCUGCCUUUCUUGUUAUUCCGUCCAUCUGCUGCUACGCAGCGCUGGAGUUGUGGGUAUUCGUGCUUAUGAGCAGCUGGGUUUCAGAGCCUUUGGUCACCCGGGAAAGAUUAUAGCAGGCGUCAUCAUAACGCUUCACAACAUUGGAGCCAUGUCAAGCUACCUGUUCAUCGUUAAGAACGAGUUACCGCUGGUCAUCCAAGCCUUUCUUGGUCAGACAUCUGCCUCGGACAACUGGUUCAUGAAUGGAAAUUACCUCAUCAUCAUCGUUACAGCCAGCAUCAUCCUCCCACUGGCCUUGAUGAAGCACCUGGGGUAUCUGGGAUACACCAGUGGCUUCUCUCUCUCCUGCAUGGUCUUCUUUCUCUCUGCGGUAAUCUACAAGAGAUUUAACAUCCCAUGUCCUCUAGAAGUGUUUGGCAACCACUCUGUGAUAGCAGACAUCUCUGAGGACAUGUGCACAGCCAAAUUCUUUACCAUCAACCAGGAGACUGCAUACACCAUCCCCAUCCUGGCUUUUGCUUUUGUUUGUCACCCAGAGGUGCUUCCCAUCUAUACAGAACUGAGCAACCCAACGAAGCGAAGGAUGCAGAAUAUUGGCAACGUUUCCAUCCUGGGCAUGUUCAUCAUGUAUUUCUUCACUGCCAUUUUUGGCUAUCUGACCUUCUACGCGAACACGGAGGCCGAGCUCCUCCACACCUACAGCAAAGUUGAUCCUCUGGACACCUUGAUCCUGUGUGUCCGGCUGGCUGUCCUGGUGGCCGUUACUCUGACUGUACCCGUGGUCUUGUUUCCAAUCCGCCGUGCCCUCUUGCAGCUUCUGUUUCCUGGCAAACCCUUCCACUGGUUACGUCACGUCCUCAUCGCUCUGUGUCUGCUAUUUGCCGUCAACGUCUUUGUCAUCCUGGUUCCCAACAUUCGAGACAUUUUUGGCAUUACAGGGGCAACCACCGCUCCCACCUUGAUUUUCAUCCUGCCCGGGCUGUUCUACAUCCGCAUCAUCCCUACCAGCCUGGAGCCAAUGAAGUCCAGACCAAAGAUUCAGGCUGCGUGUUUCGCCUCAUUGGGUUUCAUAUUCAUGAUCAUGAGUCUGACGUUCAUCGGGAUCGACUGGAUGAGCGGCGAAAGGCGAAAUCUUGGUGGCCACUGAUGUGCGACCCCAUCCCUCCUCCAACCCUCGAGCAUCAGCAGCCCGCUGCGGCGCCCCUCCCCCCCAGUCCUCCGGACAGGAACAAGGUUUCAUCCACUGCUGGAAGGCUCCGGCUUUGGUGGGACUGUUUUCAUUAAUUACAAGGACAACGUGUUCCUCCACGGUGACGACUUCUAUUUUCUCACUCAAGCCGGCUGCAUUUACCACCGGGAUACAUCACGGGUGGCCUCUCUCAGUUCUCCACGCAGAGCUGGAGAUCAUCGAGGCCCCUCAACCACUAAAAUCUGAUUGCUUUGAAAGAGGCUACAUGUGGUGUUUUGUAACAGCAAACUGGCCAAACUUGUGAAUGCAAACCAACAAAAAGGUGAUUUUUCUGAUAAGUGACGUUUUAUGAAUAAAAUUCUGUUGCUAAAGGUGCUUCCAGAAUGCUGUUAAAGGAAAUCAAACAUCGGUGCUUAAUGUUUAGUGCAAUUAUUACUGCUUGCUGGAGACAAUAUGAGGUAAUAAGGAAAUUGAUUUGCAGAUGAGUUAAUUUAUGUAUUCAUAUUGUAAUUCUGCAGAGCAGUAAAUGGAAAACUGGAGAGAAAUGUUCAAUAAGCCAUAGUCUGACAAGAAGUUUAAACAGCUGAGAAGCUCUUAAUUUGUAAUGAUUUGUCUGUGAAUUUAUGCUAAGCAGCACACGUUCAUUGUUUAAUAAAGUUUUACAAAACCUG